AUGGACACAUAUGAUGUUGCAGUAGUAGGACUCGGCGUCCUGGGAAGUGCAGCAAGCUACCAAGCGGCUCUCAAAGGCGCCAAAGUCCUCGGACUCGAGCAAUUUGAAUUCGGACACGUCCAGGGCGCAUCCCACGACACAUCGCGCAUCGUCAGAAAAUCAAAUUCCGAGCCAGAGAAUGUCAAGCUCGUCAAAUCUGCUUAUAAGGACUGGGCUGAGCUGGAGAAGCUCACUUGUCAAAAGCUGUUGACCACGACCGGGGGUCUUUUCUUCCUUCCCAAGGAUGCUCCCUAUCCUAUUGAUAGCUAUGUGAAAUCUCUCCGUCAAAAUGAUGUUCAGCAUGAGGUCCUGGACCACAAAGAGGUGAACAGGCGAUGGCCUCAAUUCAAUGUCCCAGAGUCUGUCGAAACGGUAUAUGACCCGGACAGCGGUAUCGUCCACGCCGCGAAAACUGUAAUGGCGAUGCAGAAUCUCGCACGCUCGAAGGGCGCUACUUUGAAGGAUCAUACUCGCGUGGACCGUGUUACCCCCAAAGCCUCCGGAGGGAUCGUGAUCGAGACAUCAAAGGGGACCUUCUACGCAAAAAAAGUGAUUCUCACAACCGACGCAUGGACGAAUAAGCUCCUCGCACCACUCGGCGUGCACAUACCUCUAAAGGUAAUGCAAGAACAAAUCACAUACUUCAAGCCAACGGACCCAUCUGCCUUUGAUCAAGAGAAAUUCCCGGUCUGGAUCUGGGGCGGUCCGCAGACUUACUACGGAUUCCCGACUUACGGCGAGCCAACCAUUAAGGCAGCGCACGACCAGGCAAUGAAUCUCAUGACUCCCGAGAAUAGGACCUUUGUGCAUUCCCCGGAGUUGUUGGAGGAGUUGUGUACCUUCCUUCAGGGUCUAAUGCCUGACCAGGGUCGCCAGCCUCUUCGCACUAUCACCUGCCAGUAUACCAUUACACCGGAGCGUCGGUUCAUUAUUAGUCCUUUGGAGAAGAACCGGGAUGUUAUUGUGGGACUUGGUGCAGCGCAUGCGUUCAAAUUUGCGCCUGCUUUUGGACGCGCUCUUGCGGAGCUGGCUGUUGAUGGGGAGACUAAGGAGGAUAUCUCGAAGUUCGGGAUCCCGAAAGACUCGAGUGGGAUCAGUAAGCUCUGA
Penicillium atrosanguineum is the source of this 1146-nucleotide messenger RNA. RefSeq lists its product as uncharacterized. The record is from RefSeq and is a predicted model, not a curated record. Gene Ontology annotation, molecular function: sarcosine oxidase activity; flavin adenine dinucleotide binding. Bases 1 to 1146 code for a protein of 381 amino acids. NCBI's taxonomy places the organism in Eukaryota, Fungi, Ascomycota, Eurotiomycetes, Eurotiales, Aspergillaceae. The transcript has a single exon.